Tachysurus vachellii is the source of this 5841-nucleotide messenger RNA. Its product is annotated as nuclear receptor coactivator 3-like. The record is from RefSeq and is a predicted model, not a curated record. Gene Ontology annotation, molecular function: nuclear receptor binding; protein dimerization activity. Lineage: Eukaryota; Metazoa; Chordata; Actinopteri; Siluriformes; Bagridae. Gene Ontology annotation, cellular component: nucleus. Bases 246 to 4481 code for a protein of 1411 amino acids. The transcript has 22 exons. Gene Ontology annotation, biological process: cellular response to hormone stimulus; positive regulation of transcription by RNA polymerase II.
GCACCGGUUUCGGCUUCCAAGCUGGCUGACUGCUCUCGAGGCAGCAGCGUUUCUCAUUUAAACAAACAGCAGCUGAAGAUGGCGGAGUCACAAACGGAGCUGAAAUAGAAAGCAACAACAAACCAACAGAAGAUAACAAGAUAUAUUUAUGUCUCUCACAGGAGCUCAAAACUGGAUGUGAAGCUGGAGGAAGCCGAAGCACACCAUUAAAACACUGCUGAAGGAGGUGCUGAUAUGUGUAGAAGAUGAGUGGUGUGGGGGAAAACUCCAUGGAGCCUUUGUGCCCUGAUCGUAAGCGCAGUCUGUCCACCUGCGACACGCCCGGCCUCGGGUGUGAGAAGCGGCGGCGAGAGCAGGAGAGUAAAUACAUCGAGGAGCUGGCGGAGCUGAUCUCAGCUAACCUGAGCGACAUCGACAGCUUCAACGUUAAACCAGACAAAUGCGCCAUCCUGAAGGAGACGGUGCGACAGAUCCGCCAGAUCAAAGAGCAAGGGAAAGCCUCAUCAAGUGACGAUGAUGUCCAGAAAGCCGACGUUUCCUCCACAGGUCAGGGCGUCAUCGAUAAGGACCAUCUCGGACCUCUGUUACUGCAGGCACUGGAUGGCUUCCUGUUUGUGGUAAACCGAGAGGGGAGCAUCGUUUUUGUGUCUGAUAACGUCACUCAAUACCUGCAGUACACACAGGAGGAGCUGAUCAACACCAGCGUCUACAACAUCCUGCAUGAUGACGACCGAGACGACUUCCACAAGAAUUUGCCCCGGAAUACCGUGAACAGCAUGGCGUGGGGAGGAGAAGCUCCUCGACAGAAGAGCCACACCUUUAACUGCCGCAUGCUGGUAAAGUUCAGCUCCGGUCUGGCCGAGGAGAACCCUGGGACGCACCGCUACGAGACCAUGCAGUGUUUCGCCCUCACGCAGCCGAAAGCCAUGAUGGAGGAGGGAGAAGACUUGCAGUCAUGUAUGAUCUGUGUGGCACGACGUGUGACCACGUUGGAGAGAACCGAGAGCUUCAACACUAGACACGAUCCCUCAGGCAAACUGAUUCAGAUAGACCAGAAUUCCCUGCGUGCCUCGAUGCGUCCAGGUUGGGAGGACCUGCUGAGACGCUGUAUACAGAUGUUUCUACAGCACAGUGAUGGACAGCCCUGGUCAAAUAAACGGCACUACCAUGAAGCUUUUCUCCAUGGCCAUGCAGAGACCCCUGUGUACAGGUUCUCCUUAUCAGAUGGCACCCCAGUCACAGCUCAGACCAAAAGCAAGCUCUACCGCAACCCGAUGACCAACGAGCCUCAGGGCUUCAUAUCCACACACCUCUUACAGAGGGAGCCCAACGGCUGUCGUACCAACCAAAGUGGCAUGAUGCAAGGCGCCAUGAGGCAGCAGGGCAUGGGGGGCACUAACCCCAACAGCCAAAUGAACAUGGGUCCUAUGGGGGGCAUGGGUGGUAUGGGAGGGAUGAGUAUGAAUCGUGGUUAUGGCAUAAAGGACACGGGGCACAUGGGACACAUGGGUGGUGGGGGGUCAAUGUACGGGGGCGGCAUGGGGAGUCGAAUGAUGCAGAUGAAUCAAAUGAAUCAGAUGAGUCAGAUGGGUCAAAUGAAUCCAAUGGGCCAAAUGAAUCAAAUGAAUCCCAUGGCUCAGAUGAAUCCUAUGAAUCACCCUGGUCCUGGGAUGCAGCAUCAGCAGAGUCUCUUCCAGGCACCGGGAGGCUACGGACUCGGAGGCAUGAGCAGCCCGUCUCAAGGUAGCCCGGGUCUAAACGGACCUCAGCAGGGUCUUCUCAUGUCUCCACGCAACAGAGGAAGUCCAAAAAUGAUGUCCAGCCAGUUCUCUCCAGGAGGUACAGGUAGUGUUGGAGCUACAGGAGGUGGAGGUGGAACCACUUAUUCCAGCAGCUCCCUUAAUGCUCUUCAGGCCAUCAGUGAAGGAGUAGGUGCCUCUCUGCCAUCCACCCUGACGUCCCCUUCUACAGCACACAAACCAGACAGCUCUCCAAGUAUCCAUUCCUCCUCCUCCUCCUCCCAAACCUGCAAAUCAGGACCUGGGGACUCCAAAAGCCCAGCAGGAGCCUACAGUCAAGGAACUGGAGAUCAGCAUCACCCCUUGCAUCACCACCAUCACCACAGCCACACCCACCAAUCAGAGAGCAGCAGUGCUGACCGACCCGAUAGCCAGGCUGGUGGAGGCAGCAAAGAGACUGGGGAUACAGUCAACGAAGCUGGAAAUGCUUCAUCCGAACCUCCUCGGAAGAUUCCAGAUGGAAAAGGACACAAAAAAUUGCUCCAACUCCUCACCUCACCUACUGAGGAGCUAGGACUCGGGGUUGGAAGUGGACCUCCUGGACCCCCAUCAGGAACUACCUUGGAGGGCAAGGACCCGGGAUGCGUCACGAGUCCGUCUUCCACUGGCGUCUCUUCAUCUACCAAUCAGAGCCAGGUUCUUGGAGCAGCCGGUGGAGGACCCUCUGAAGCUUUGGGGUCUUCUCACUACACCGCAUCAUUACAGAAAAAGCACAAGAUCCUCCACAAACUGCUCCAGAAUGGAAACACACCCGACGAAGUUGCAAAAAUCACUGCAGAGGCAACGGGUAAGGCGAUGCUCGGCCAGGACACGGGCGCCGCUGGAGGAGAAAUGGGAGGUGCCAACACAGGACCAGGGGGAGUCUCUGGAACAUCAGAACCCAAGCAAGAGCAACAUAGCCCCAAGGAGAAGAAAACCAACGCCCUGCUUCACUACCUCCUCAACAACAAAGACGACUCCACCUCCAAAGAGUCCAGCGACAUCAAACCAAAGCCUGAGAAUCUGGAAGGGAAAGGUGUCACUGGGGGUAAUGGUGGCACUCCGCUCAACAGAGGAGUGCAGGAGAACAUGGAGGGCAAGAUCAAGUCAGAACCUCCUGAUGAGCUGGACACCAUCCUUGGAGGCCUCAGAGGUUCUGGAACAGAUUUUUCAGAGCAGGGGGAUGCAGGAGGUGCACCGGAUGGAGGGAACAAGAAUCACUCGUUUACUGAUGAUGGAAUGAACAGAGGGAUGGGAAUGCCGGAACGAUCCCCCAUGGGUCCGCCUGGAGACUGGGGAAUGCCGCGGGCGACUGGUAGCCCCUCUGUCAUGCAUCCUGCCGUCGAUUCCUACAACUCCAAGGGCAUGAUGGGAGGACCCAUGGUGAACAGGUCCAACAGUGUUCCUGGUACCAGGUCCAUUCUGCAGCAGCAGCUGAUGGAUAUGGGCUCUAGUGAUAUGAACAUGGCGAUGGGGCCGUUCAGCCAGCAGCAGUGUCCAGACAGUCAGUCUCCUUCCUGGCCAGACAACAUGAUGGGGAUGGACAGCAGGCGUCAGUUUGGAAACGCUCUGGAUGAGUUGUUGGUUCCUCCUUCCACCUCUGAGGGUCAGAGUGAUGAGCGAGCUCUGUUAGAUCAGCUCGACUCUCUGCUCAAUAACACAGAUGUCUUGGCUCUGGAGGAGAUCGACCGUGCCCUGGGCAUCCCUGACAUCAUCAGCCAGGGUCAGGGUGGAGAGCUGCAGCCAGAGCCCUUCCCCACCCAGGACCCGUCCAUGGUGAUGGAGCAGAAGCCCAUGUACCCCCAGGGCUACCCCGGACCCCCGUCCAUGCCCAUGGCCUCCGGUUACGGUGCCAACCCUAUGCAGGGCGCCCAUCCCCCUUCACCCUACAGCCCCAUGAUCAACCAGAUGGGGCAGGGGAACUACCCCGGGAUGGGCGGAAUGGGGCCGAUGGGGGGUAUGGGGCAUCCACGUGCUGCCAUGAUGAGACCCAGGAUGAUGAGCGCCACCAAACCUACACGCCUACAGCUGCAGCAAAGGCUACAAGGACAACAGUUUAUGAGCCAGGCUCGGCAGGGUAUGGGCAUGAAGAUGGAGAAUCCAGGUGGAGGAGGAGGCCCUGGGAUGAGACCUGGCAUGCAGCCGGGAAUGGGAGCCCAGCCUGGUUUCCUGAACACACAGAUGAUAGCCCAGCGUAACAGAGAGAUGCAGAUGCGGAGACACAGGAUGAUGAUGUUGAUGCAGCAGCAGGCAGCAGGUGGAGGUUUCAGUCCUCCGCCCAAUGUCACGGCGCCCACUGGGAUAGAGGGCAUGGGUGGGCCGGGCAUGGGGCAGCCGGGGCAGCAGCAGUUCAGCUAUGGAGGAGGCUAUGGAAUGAGCCAACAGGGUGAUCCCUCGUUCACUCCCGCCGGAGGUCCCAGCCCACCCAACGCCAUGAUGCCAGGCCGCAUGGGGCCUCCACAGAGUCCCAUGAUGCAGCAGCACCCACAGGGCGGCCCCAUGUACCAGAGUCCUGACAUGAAGGGCUGGCCUCAGGGGGCAAUGACACGCAACAGUUCAUAUCCACAGCAGGCGUUUGCUCAGCAGGGCUCAGCACCGUACGGCUCCAUGAUGAUGAGCGGCACUAACGCGGGUCACAUGGGGCAGAUGAACAUGGGCAUGAUGGGGAGGAUGGCUAUGGGCCCCGAUCAGAAAUAUUUAUGAAGAGGACGGAGGGACGGGUGUCAGCAUGGGGACACUGUGAAGCUGAUAAACGUAAUAAACACCUGAAUGGUCAGAGCUAACGUGUGAAACUAAAUGUAACAGUGUAAAUACACAUCUCUCACACACACACGUACAUCAUGUCUCUCUCUCUCUCUCUCUCUCUCUCUCUCUCUCUCUCUCUCUCUCUUUCUCACACACACACACACAUUUGUGAAUGUAUGUCAUGCCGUGUCGACCGUCUGGAUGUAAGAUCACCUUCUGUCCUGUUAAAGGUACGACGAGAUAAAGGAAGCUGUGAUGGCACUUUAAUCAGAGCUGUUUCACGCCGUUAGGAAAGUUGCAAUAUUUAUUAUUUUUUUGCUCAUUUUAGCCUUAACGGAGAGCCGCAGAAUAAGAACCGGACUUUGCGGCGGUUCUCCGUGGGAGCGCAGGACGAUUAGGAACCUGACAACAGCAAGCACAGAUGAUCUGUUUAAUACAGACUGAAGCAAUAAAAUCUGGUCUCAGUGUGAAGGUUCUGCAGUAUUACAGACAUCCAGCUCACCUUCACACCCUCUGUAAUGUUCCCUCAUCUUCACUCUGGUGUUCUGAUGUGUAAAUACAGUGCACAUGUGUAUUAUAUCUGCUUUUGUAGCACACACACACACACACACACACACACACACACACACACACAGGGUUUUGCACAUCAGGCUUCUUCUGUAAAUUACAGCUGUUCUGCGUCACCACUCAUCUGUCUGUUCUUUCAUUAGCAGCAGAUCGAUGGAGACUUUUUAUUUUUAUUUCAUUCAUUUCUUUAAAGCUUCCACUUUCUCUCCUUUAAACAAGCACUUUUUUUUUUCUAGAAGAUAUUUUAUUCUUCAGACUCGCACAUGCUUCAUCCUUCACUACAGCAGCUUGUGUAUGAAGUGAUCCACGAUCCACACACUUCUGGGUUUAUUCACCGUUUCCUGUGGUUUCAUAAUAAAAGUCCUGUGUUUCAGGUAAAAUUAGACGUGUUAAGGUUUAAGGUGUUAAACUGAAGGGUGGAGCUGAGAACCGUGUGAUGGACACCAACUGUGAUGGAGCUGAGAACUUAAGUCAUAAUUUAUAACAUUUUAGCAGAACAUUAAUUCCUUCAUAUUCUUAUAUUUUUAUAUAAACUUUUUAUUUUAUGUAAAUUAUUUGUAUGUGGAUUUGUGAGGCUUCGUUCUGUUGUGUUUUUAUUUCACUUCACUUUUAUCUUUCGCUGUUUAACAAAGAAACAUCAACGACACCGAGAUUUUACCUCCAUCUGCUGUUAAACUCAUUUAAUACACACACACACGCACACACACACACAUCUCAUACACACAUCUCACACACACAUCACACACACACA